Molecule: messenger RNA, 1833 nt
Organism: Venustampulla echinocandica
Lineage: Eukaryota; Fungi; Ascomycota; Leotiomycetes; Helotiales; Pleuroascaceae
Product: putative major facilitator superfamily protein
Exons: 2
Coding region: 1-1833 (610 amino acids)
Biological process (GO): transmembrane transport
Molecular function (GO): transmembrane transporter activity
Source: RefSeq, a predicted model, not a curated record
AUGCCAGCGGUUAGCAGCAUCGCCCAUGAAAAGGCACCUGGUCCUGUUUCUUCCUCUAAUAGGGCUGAAAUUUCAAUUGAGACGAAAGCUUCUGGCCGCGGGUGGCGUUUCUGGGCGAUAUUCGCCAGUCUAGCUCUUACGGCCUUCUUGAGCUCCCUCGAAGGAUCUGUUGUUGCAACUGCCCUGCCUGCUAUUUCUCGUGCCAUCAACGCUCAAGCAGACUAUGUUUGGAUUGUCAACGUCUACUUCCUCACCAGUGCGGCUGUGCAACCCCUCUACGGUCAGCUAGCAGACCUUUGGGGCAGACGAUGGCUGACAAUUGGCGCCGUGGCUCUUUUCACCUUGGGCAGCGGUAUCUGCGGUGGCUCCAGUACGUCUAAUAUGCUCAUCAGCGGGCGAGCGGUACAAGGUCUGGGAGCAGCAGGUAUUAAUAUGCUUGUCGAGCUAAUCUUGGUUGAUCUGCUCCCUUUGAGAGACCGCGGAAAAUUCCUUGGACUCAUGUUUGUCUUUAUUGUUUUGGGUUCUGUCACCGGUCCAUUCAUCGGUGGCAUCCUCGUGGAGCGUGUCUCCUGGCGAUGGUGCUUCUAUCUUAAUCUGCCAUUUGGUGGAGGAUCGCUGAUCCUUUUAUAUCUGCUUCUUCGAAUAGAGCAUGAGAAGCUUGACGAAUCCACGAUGGACAAGAUCAAGAAGAUUGACUUUAUCGGUCUUCUUAUUCUCUGCGGAUCAAUAUCGUCCCUUCUCUUCGCCUUGACAUACGGAGGGACUCGGUACGAAUGGUCCCAUCCAACCAUUGUUGUCACCCUCAUUAUGGCGUUGUUGGGCGUUGUUCUGUUGAUAGGUUUCGAAGCAUCGCCACUUUGUCCGCAGCCUAUGAUACCGUUGGUCUUAUUUGCCAACAGAACAUCUGCAGCUGGGUUCAUUGCAACAUUCAUACAAACGAUCAUUUCAUAUUGGGUCUUAUAUUUUAUCCCCGUCUACUUCCAGUCGACUCUAUUGGUUUCUCCCUCGCGUUCAGGCCUUCAGAUUCUGCCAUUCUCUUUUCUCUAUUGCUUCUCAGCUGCUAUUGGAGGAGGAAUCGUUUCGAAGCUCGGCCGGUUCAAACACGUGCAGAUCUUUGGUUUUGCACUUAUCACUAUCUCACUAGGCACGUUCACUAUCUGGGACCGCAAUACCUCCACAGCCGUGUGGAUGGUGACUCAACUCCUUUGUGCCUUUGGGAUGGGCGUGGUUACACCCUCCUUGUUAACUACAAUCCAAUCCGAACUCCCACCAGCCCUCAACGCGGCCAGCACAGCUACUUUUGCAUUCGUACGGAGUGUUGGAACCAUCUUUGGGGUGAGCAUUCCGGCCGCAAUAUUCAACAAUCGAUUUGAUACACUUCUGCCAGGCUUACACGACGAUGUGGCCCAGUCAAGGCUGUCUCGUGGCCAGGCAUAUGAACAGGCAUCGCCGACGCUUGUCGAUUCCUUCCCGAUGAUACGUGACGCUAUCAUAACAUUGUACGAGCUGAGCCUGAGAAGGGUUUGGCAGGUCGCGAUUAUCUUUGCCGGAGUGGGCUUUUUGGCGGUCCUGUUUGAGAGAGAUUUGCAUUCGAAUCUAGAUGAAGAAGUCGAUCAGGCCGCUUUGUUGAACGAUGAUGAUAACGAGACGGGUGCACAAGAGACGAAAGGAGGCAAGUCCUGGGCUGACGUGGAGCGUAGGUGGAUAAUGUGGGAGCAAGAGAUGCCAGGAUGGCGAAACAGUGGUUUCAUGGGCCGGAUACAUCUUGAUCCUUCAUACCGUCUCAAUACCCCGCCAGAUAUGCGCAAGGCUUACUUUAGGAAUUCAUGUUAG